Messenger RNA from Trichechus manatus latirostris (Florida manatee), 4383 nucleotides. RefSeq names its product coiled-coil and C2 domain containing 2B (gene CC2D2B). The transcript is spliced from 34 exons. Lineage: Eukaryota; Metazoa; Chordata; Mammalia; Sirenia; Trichechidae. The record is from RefSeq and is a predicted model, not a curated record. Gene Ontology annotation, cellular component: ciliary transition zone. Gene Ontology annotation, biological process: protein localization to ciliary transition zone; non-motile cilium assembly.
AUGAGAAAGAUCUCAAAGAGAAGAGAAGAUAUUAAAAAAAAGAUGUCAGAAGAGACAGAUAACAUUGCAGUAGAAGAAAUUAUAGAUGAGCAUCUACAAAAAGAUUUAGCUACAGAAGAAAAUCAGAACAUAAUAGAAACAUUGAGAGGCAAAGUAAGAGAAAAGCUAAAAAAUGUUAAGAUUAAUCAAGGUGAAAAGUCUUCAACUCAGCUGCUCAUUGAUACUAGGAUACAUCAGUGGUCUGAGUAUAAUACUGGUUUACCACUGUUUAAUUGACAGACCGAAGUCUCAUUGGAUGAAGGUCUUUCGUUUUUCAUUUUAAAUGAUGAAGGCAGCUCAGAUGGCCGAGCUUUGGACCAGUCUUUAGAGCAGAGAUCAAUAAAUGAUAAUUACGCAAAACACAUUUCACCUGGUAAUAAUUUGCAAAAUUUUGCUGAGAGCCAAGAUGAAAAUUUUAUGGAAGAAGUCAUUUAUCCAGAUUUACUUGAAGUAAAAGCUGCUGAAUAUGAAGAUGAUCAAGAACAAAUAAAAAAACAGGCAAACAUUUUUGUGCCAAGUAGUUCUCCAGUGGUCAACCAGUGUAAACUGCCAAAAGACAUGAUGCCACGAAUUUUAGAAGAUGAAGGAUUAUAUAUUCAGAGAAAACCAGAAAUAUAUAAAAAGACCUGCAACAAAAUGGAAAAUCGCCUGCUUAAACUAGAAGAGGGAAAGUGUUGGUUUGAAGAAAGUGGAGAAAUAAUGUCAUUACCUUCACCAAUUAGAAGGUCAUGGAAUUUCAGACUGAACAUAAGAAAGGAAUCCUUAAAUCCAGCACUAAAGACCAUAUACAGGAAGGCAGUAAAAUCUGACCUAGAAAGCUCUCUUAGGAACAAAAUGGAAGGUCAAAGGGAAACGUGCCAGUUAGAUCUCAACAUUGUGGGUUUGCAAUUCAGCCAUCAUCCUCUCUUCAAUCAAGAGCAAGUAUUAUGUGCUAGGCUGCUUCAGCUUUAUGAGUGUUUUCAGAACAGGCAGCAACAGAAUUUACCUCAGCUACUUUAUGAGAAGCUUAAAGCACUGACAGAUGCUACCGAACUAGCAAAUGAACAUUCAGAAAUAAAUCAACUGACCAAAAAAUCUUUACAAGAUUAUUAUUGGCAGAUAAGUAAUACAAAACAGCUGUAUGACUUAGAAAGGGAAAAGGACCUCUCGCUACUACACAGUAUGUUACGGACUUGGAAACAGAUAAAAUCCCUUAGAAAACGGCAGGGGUUUACAAGCACCCCAAUAAAGUUACAGUUUCAGAGGAUUAAAAUGAAUGAAUGUGAUGAACAAAAACAAGAAGAACUGUCAGAAAUGUCUGAGACUGAGAGGAAAACUGAAGGAAAAGGAUAUAAGAAUGGGGAACAACAGGAGAGCUUCUCAUGUUUAGCUUCAGAACUUGAAGAAACAGAAAUUCAAGGGAUAAAGCCAAUUACCUUGAUGCCACAACUUUCUUUCACUGUAGAAUUAACAAACUUAUACAAAUGUUCACAGCAUGAACAAAAGAGGAGAGCCAAAAUUCAGAAGCUUAAAUAUUUUAUUAAAAUAUUUUACAAUGAUAAACAGGUUUCUUGCACUUCAGUAUCUCCCCUACAGAUUGACUUUAAAGUCAUGUUUCAGCAAAUUUUCAAUAUUCAACUAAUCAAUUGGCCUGAAACAAUUUGCUUGGAGGUUUAUGAAAUAAGUAAAAGGACAACCUUAUUGGCAAAACUGUAUUUACCUUUACCUAACAACACAGAGCUGAAAAGCAAAACUGUUUUGGAAUAUGUAGAAUUUAGCUGUGAUAAGCUGGUCAUACCUGCAUAUGGAGAAGUAGGAAGCAAUGUGCCUUUUCUUCUUGAGGGAAAUGAAACUGAAGAACUUUGUCUGCUGACGUCAGGAAAACUAAGCUAUUCUCUAUCGUGGGCCUUAGAUGAAAAUGGUGUUCCUCUGACACCUAUGUCACAGUCAUUAAGAUCUGCCUACUGCAGUGUUUUAAGGAAUGUAGAUGCUAGAGGUGUUCCUGGAAUUCCAUGGCUCAUUAAUACACAGAAGCUUUUUGAAUGGGUAAAUGAAGUCAGGAUUGAUCCAAAUAACCCAGAAUAUUCAGAUUUAAUGGAAUUUAUUAUGUACAUGAAACAUAAGGGCCAAGACAUUCCAAAGUAUUUUCGUCUUGAACAGUUGCAAGAUGAAUUUAAUUUUGUUUCUGAAGAGGAAAUGAAAAAGAGUAAACGUUUCCAGCUAUUGCAGCUUAGAAAUGCAGGUCAAUUAGAUGUUUUCUUUCUGCAGCAAAUGCCCCUUUAUGAUCGAGAGAUUCCGGAUUUAGUCUUCCAGGAAUUUGAAAGUCAGAUAGAGAAGGAUGUAUCCAUUUCAGAUGUGAAUUCUAUUACUGCACAAAGGAUUCAUUCUGCCAAUUUUCUGAAAAAGAUGAGACGGUUGAUAAUGAAAAGAAUUGUGAAAGUGAGCAGAUUUAAAUUAUCAGAUAUUGUGAUUGAUUAUGAAGAAAUUAUAUCUGCAAGCCAGUUGACACAUGCACUUUGUAAGCUUGUUGAACGGCGAAGAAAGUUAAAGCCUCGAAGGAAAGAAAGGAAAAAGCUUGCAGCACAGACCGUCUCUCAGGGAGACAUUAAGAUUCUUGUCAGAAUUCUGAGGGCCUAUAAUAUUCCUACCAGAAAAACAACAGUCAAUAGAGCCUUGGAUGUGCCUACUUUUUUGAUGUCAUCCGUAUCUCGUCUCAGACAUAAAGAAACAAUCAAAUCAGUAGCCUCAGAGGAGAUAUUAAAUGAGAUAAGUAUUUAACACUUCUAUAAAGAUACUGUACACCCUUUUGUGGAAGUUUCUUUUCAACACACUGUAUACCAAACCAAUACUGCAAGUGGAUCUCAUCCAUGCUGGAAUGAAGAAAUUAAAGUAGACUUUGUCUCACCAGGGCAUGAUUACAGCUUCUCAAGCUUAUCUAAAAUAAAAGACAAUAUAUAUAUCAACAUUUUUGAUGAAAUGAUGAUUGAAAAACAUGAGGAUCACUGUCUCAAGAGCUGCAGUGGUCAUACAUAUAUAAGAAAGAAUUGGCUUGGGUCCAUUGUCUUCCCGUUCUCUGCUCUUCUGCAACAAUCUGAGAUUAGUGGAACAUUUCAAGUAAAUAUUCCACCAAUUUUGCUUGGGUAUACUUGGAGUAAGACUUAUGUGUCUCCUAAAGAGGAUUACAAUGGGCAGAAUUUAAAAGAAUGUACCUUUUUAAAUAUUUUUGCUACCAUUGAACCUCAAAUAUCAUAUAUCACCUAUAAUCCAGAACCAAAUAAGUUUUCAGAUCAAAUAGAUGUUCUGGAGAGAGCACAGAUUUUUAAAAAAAAUUGUAAGGCAAUGUUUCCCAACCGAAGAAUCACAACUACUGUUUUUAAUGAUGAAGGGAUACAGAUCUUAGUAACAAGAUAUAUCAAAGCAUUAAAUCCACCUCAACAACUUCUGGAUAUAAUUCUUCAUGAUUCUAAUGCAACAUUUGACCUCGUUGCUCGAUUUGUAUCUUUGAUUCCUUUUAUGCCUGAUACACUGGAUGAAAAUGAUGGUUCUGAUAUAUGGAUGACCUCAGAGCACUGCAUCAGUUUGGCUAUUGGAAAUAAGGAAGAACAUGCCAUACUUCUCUGUAAUUUCUUUUUGUAUUUUGGAAAGAAAGCCUUGGUCCUCCUGGGAACCUCAAUGUUGGAAGGACAUGUGGCUUAUGUGUUAACUCAGGAAACUGAUGAAUAUUUGCUUUGGAAUCCAUUGACUGGGCAGUGUCAUAAGCAGUUUGACCCAUUUUGUCCCUUACAAGGCGUAGACUGUUUGUUUGAUGAUGGAAAUGUAUGGUUUAAUAUUCAACAAAAUAAUACACCAAUGGCUGUACAUUUUGACUAUUCAAAGGAAAGUUUCUGGAAACAGAUGCUUCCAAAAAAUUUUCAAGGAAGAAAAGCACAAAGCAUACAGCCUAAAGAAAUAAUUUAUUCAGAUACUAAUAAAAGCAUGGUAGAAGACAUAAAGAACAGGAUUGAAAGGACUCUAAAAUGUAAAAUGAUGGAAUGGCGACCUAAACAGCCAACACGUUGGAAUCGACAAUGUACUUCUAUUUUGCGACAAAUCCUUCCUAAGCUGGAACUUGGAACAGGAAGCUUUGUUUCAUCUGAAGAAGAGAGUGAAUUUGAAAGACUGCUACAAUUUUAUUGGGUCACAGGAUUUCCCAUCCAGAUGCCAUACACUGAUGUCCAGUCAGUUGUUGAUGCCGUGUAUCACACUGGAAUUCACUCUUCUGAAUUUCCACAGACAGAAUUUGCUCUAGCUGUAUACAUUCACCCAUACCCAAACAACGUGUUAUCUGUAUGGGUCUAUUUGGCUUCCUUAGCCCGACAUCAGUGA